UUUAAUUCUCAAAAGAUCUGUCAAGUAGGCUAGGCAAGGGUGAAUAUAUAGAUGGUGAAAUCAAGAGAUGGGGAGUUGAAAUGAUUUGGGCAAGAAUACCUAUUUAUUUUGUAAGACUAGGACAAGAAUCCAAAUCUCCUAGUUGGGGGGAGGGAGGGUGAAGUAGGGUUUGGUUCAUUGUUUCUAUUCUACUAGACAUCUUAGGACUGGGAACAAUUUAAAGCAUAGCUCUUGUUCUAGGAGCAAAGAUCAUUGACAAACUGAGUCAACUUCUUCUUUUUUUUUUUUUUUGGUAUACCCCCAUCUAGAAUGGUUUUUACCUUUGAAAAAAUGUAAAAAACAUUCUUAGCUCAUGUGGACUGAGGCCAAGAAAUUGCCUGAUUUGGUCCUUUAGCAGUAGCUUGACAGCCCAUUUUAAAUGAGCCAGACUUAGUGCUAUGCCCAAACUCAGAUGCAGGUUAGUAGUAGGACCAAACCCCUUCCCCCUUUCCCUUCAAAUCUCUAGAUUCCUAAUCAAAAGAUUUAGAACUGGAAAGCACAUCGGGGAUCUAGUCCAAAACUGUACUCUUAAAAAUAAGGAUACUUAGGCUAUGGUUAAAUGACUUGGCCAGGGUCACACAAAUAAAGAGCAUAGGUUUGAACAACCCAUGUUGUGUGACUCCCCAGAUGCUACUUUUUCCACAACACAGCACUGUUAAUGUUCCACAGGCUCCUUUGCCUCGGUUGAGCACAGAGAGGUACACUGGUUCUAGAAUGGACAAGCCAGUUCUAUGAGGUAGAUUCCAGCUAACACAGCCUAGGGUUGUGAGGUGGGUUCUAGAAGGGUGAGCGGGGUAGGACAUGAAGGAAUUGUCCUACUGUUCCCUCACAACCUGGGGCCCCUGUGGGAGCCAUGUCCUACUUCAUGACACAGAGAGCUCAUUCGGGUCUCCUUACUUCUGGCCAAGGUGGGGCAGGCCCUCCAAACUCCUCUCUCAGCCUCUAUGGUCCCAUGGAGCCAGUGGUGGUAGCCCCUGGAGGGCCAGGUCCGCUAAGCCAGAAAGCUGAGCGUCAGGCAGCUCCCCAGUCCUGGGGUCACUCUCUACCUACACCAGAGCCUGGGAUCUGCCCAGGGGGGGCUGGCUGGGAGCCGCUUCGGCGGAAAGAGUAUCAUGGCAGAUACUGCAGAAAAUUUCCUCAUGUGAGGCAGCUUGAGAACCUGGGCUGGGAAGAUGGUUGCCCACGGGGCAGGGUCCCUCAGUUGGCUGGAGGGCAGAUGGGUAGCCUUGGGGGGCAUGGGCCACUGCUGCUCUGUGGGCUAUCUCCAGGGGCCCUGCUGAUGCCCAAAGAGGCAGGGGGCAAAGAGCCUGGUUCCCAGCCUGACAUCUGCAUUCUCACAUUGGCUAUGAUGAUUGCUGGCAUCCCCACUGUGCCUGUCCCAGGCCUGAGGGAAGAGGACAUGAUCCGGGCUGCCCAGGCCUUCAUGAUGGCCCAUCCAGAGCCUGAGGGGGCUACUGAGGGGAGGUGGGGUCAGGCCCAGUCUCACAUGAUGCUUGGCCAGGCCCCACUGGUGGGGCCCAGAAGGAGUCAGGGUCCUGGUUCCUGCUUGUAGCCAGAUGAAAUUGCACUAGACUCACUGGG
Molecule: messenger RNA, 1620 nt
Organism: Antechinus flavipes (yellow-footed antechinus)
Lineage: Eukaryota; Metazoa; Chordata; Mammalia; Dasyuromorphia; Dasyuridae
Gene: SPATA25
Product: spermatogenesis associated 25
Exons: 2
Coding region: 893-1591 (232 amino acids)
Biological process (GO): spermatogenesis
Source: RefSeq, a predicted model, not a curated record